Molecule: messenger RNA, 996 nt
Organism: Tripterygium wilfordii
Lineage: Eukaryota; Viridiplantae; Streptophyta; Magnoliopsida; Celastrales; Celastraceae
Product: homeobox-leucine zipper protein HAT22-like
Exons: 3
Coding region: 46-843 (265 amino acids)
Biological process (GO): regulation of DNA-templated transcription
Molecular function (GO): sequence-specific DNA binding; DNA-binding transcription factor activity, RNA polymerase II-specific
Source: RefSeq, a predicted model, not a curated record
UCUCCAUAUCGAUCACACGCACAAGAAGAAAAACAAGCUAGCUAAAUGGGUUUGGAUGAUGGGUGCAACACAGGCCUUGUUCUUGGGUUAGGCUUCAGUCCAACCUCUACUUCUCCAUCAAAGUCUAAUAAUACUACACCCAAGAUUAUGAAGCAUGCAGUAUCCCUCAAGUUUUAUGAAAUUGAACCGUCCACUCUGACACUGGGCCUAUCCGGUGAUCAUCAUCAGUUCGGAACCAGCAGAAAGAAUAAUAAUAUCCCUGAAGAGUCUAGUAAUGGUGAGUUGUACCGUCAGACUUCCUCUCCUCACAGUACUAGUGCCGUUUCAUCGUUUUCGGUGAAGAGGGAGAGAGCCCUUAGCGGUGAAGAGAUAGAGAUCGAGAGGGUUAGUGAGGAAGAUGAAGAUGGUAGUAAUGCAAGAAAGAAACUAAGGCUCACCAAAGAACAAUCUGCUUUCUUAGAGGAAAGCUUUAAGCAACACAGCACUCUCAAUCCUAAACAGAAGCAGGCUUUGGCAAGGCAGUUGAAUCUACGGGCACGACAAGUUGAAGUGUGGUUCCAAAACAGGAGAGCCAGGACAAAGCUGAAGCAAACAGAGGUGGAUUGUGAGUUAUUGAAGAAGUGCUGCGAGACGCUGACAGAUGAGAACAGAAGGCUACAAAAGGAGCUCCAACAGCUUAAAGCACUCAAAUUGGCACAACCCUUUUACAUGCACAUGCCGGCGGCCACUCUCACCAUCUGCCCUUCUUGUGAAAGACUCGGCGGUUCUGAUCACGGUGGCGCAACCAAAGCUCCAAAGCCUCACUUCUACAAUCCCUUCAAUAAUCCUCCCGCAGCUUGUUGAAACUUGAAAUUCAAGUACAAUGUCAAAUUAGAAACAGAUAAAAAUGAAUUUUAUAUAUAGACUCUCAUGAGGACCGAUCCCUCUAUUUUUUUUGUUAGGGGUUAAAUAUUGUAUUAGCUAGUGUAAUUAUUUAACUUGUCUACAAAAUUCAGU